Molecule: messenger RNA, 4291 nt
Organism: Nerophis ophidion (straightnose pipefish)
Lineage: Eukaryota; Metazoa; Chordata; Actinopteri; Syngnathiformes; Syngnathidae
Gene: appa
Product: amyloid beta (A4) precursor protein a
Exons: 17
Coding region: 102-2405 (767 amino acids)
Biological process (GO): axonogenesis; central nervous system development
Cellular component (GO): plasma membrane; Golgi apparatus; membrane raft
Molecular function (GO): signaling receptor activator activity; transition metal ion binding; signaling receptor binding
Source: RefSeq, a predicted model, not a curated record
UCGCGAGCAUUCAGACAACGGGAGUCGCAGCCGCUGGGAGACACGCAGUCUGGUCCUCCGCUUUAACGUUAAAACUGCUCGGCCGAAGUCCGCGAGACGACAUGGGGGAUCGAGUGGCUUUAUUGCUGCUGGCUUUUGUGACGGCGACUCUGGCCGCAGAGGUGCCCACGGACGGUUCGACAGGCCCGCUCGCUGAGCCCCAGGUGGCCAUGUUCUGCGGAAAACUCAACAUGCACGUCAACGUACAGAGCGGCAAGUGGGAACCAGACCCCUCCGGUACCAAGAGCUGUGUCGGCACCAAGGAGGGCAUCCUGCAGUACUGCCAGGAGGUGUUUCCAGAGCUCCAGAUUACUAAUGUGGUGGAAGCCAACCAGCCCGUCAGCAUCCAGAACUGGUGCAAGAAGGGUCGCAAGCAGUGUCGCAGUCACAUGCACAUUGUGGUGCCCUACCGCUGCCUGGUGGGAGAAUUUGUGAGCGACGCCUUGCUGGUUCCUGACAAGUGCAAGUUCUUACAUCAGGAGCGCAUGGACCAGUGUGAGACCCAUCUGCACUGGCAUACUGUGGCCAAGGAAUCCUGCACAGACCGCUCCAUGAACCUCCAUGACUACGGAAUGCUUCUGCCGUGCCGUAUUGAUCGUUUCCGAGGGGUGGAGUUUGUCUGCUGCCCAGCGGAGGCGGAGCACGAUACUAACAGCGCCGAGCAGGAUGGCGACGAUUCUGAUGUUUGGUGGGGAGGAGCGGAGACUGACUACUCUGACAACAGUACGGUGCGGGAACCAGAGCCAGCAGAGCAGCAAGAGGAAACCAAGCCAUCUGUAGUCGAGGAGGCGGCGGCCGAGGAAGAGGAUGAGGAAGAGGACGCGCUGGAUAACGACCAAGAUGGAGAUGGGGAAGAGGACGAAGACGGUAUGGAAGAUGAGGAGGAGGAAGAGGAGGACACGCUCGAUGACAGUGACGACGAGCCCGCCACCAAUGUUGCCUUGACAACCACGACCACCACCACCACUGAGUCGGUUGAGGAAGUAGUCAGAGAUGUGUGCUGGGCCAGUGCAGAAACUGGUCCAUGCCGGGCCAUGCUGCCCCGCUGGUACUUUGACCGCCAGGAGGGCCGCUGUGUUCAGUUUAUCUACGGUGGAUGCGGAGGCAACAGGAAUAACUUUGAGUCCAUGGAAUACUGCCUGUCUGUCUGCAGAAGCGUCCUACCCACAGCAACUCCCGGUUCUCCUGACGCUGUGGACCACUACCUGGAGACGCCUGCUGACGAAAACGAACACGGCCAUUUCCAGAAGGCUAAAGAAAGCCUGGAGGCCAAACACCGCGAAAGGAUGUCCCAGGUGAUGAGAGAGUGGGAGGAGGCUGAGAGGGAAGCUAAGAAUCUUCCACGUGCUGACAAGAAGGCGGUCAUCCAGCGUUUCCAAGAGAAGGUCGAGACGCUGGAACAGGAGGCGGCCAGUGAGCGGCAGCAGCUGGUGGAGACCCACAUGGCCCGAGUGGAAGCUCUGCUCAACGACCGCCGCCGCCUGGCUCUGGAGAGCUACCUGACUGCCCUGCAGCAAGACCCCCCCAGGCCUCGUCACGUCUUCAGCCUCUUGAAGAAGUACGUGCGUGCCGAGCAAAAGGACCGACAGCACACUCUGAAACACUUCGAACACGUCCGCAUGGUGGACCCCAAGAAGGCGGCACAGAUCAGGCCUCAGGUGCUGACCCACCUGCGUGUCAUUGAAGAGCGCAUGAACCAGUCCUUGGGUCUUCUCUACAAGGUGCCUGGUGUGGCUGACGACAUCCAGGACCAAGUCGAUCUUCUGCAGAGGGAGCAGGCUGAGAUGGCGCAACAGCUGGCCAACCUGCAAACAGAUGUGAGGGUGAGCUACGGCAAUGAUGCCCUGAUGCCCGACCAGGAGUUUGGAGAUGGCCAAACCGACUUGUUGACUCAGGAGGACUCCCUAGGAAUGGCUGGAGUUGGCUUCAUUCAUCCUGAGAGCUUUAACCAGCCCAACACUGACAACCAAGUUGAGCCUGUCGACUCUCGCCCAAGUCUUGACAGAGGUGUCCCCACACGGCCAGUGACAGGAGUGAAGAUGGAGGCUAUUCCUGAACUUCGAAUGGAGAAAGGAGACAGACAGAGUACGGAGUACGAAGUCCACCACCAGAAGCUGGUUUUCUUCGCUGAGGAUGUCGGCUCCAACAAGGGCGCCAUCAUCGGCCUGAUGGUUGGCGGCGUUGUCAUAGCGACGGUGAUCGUCAUAACCUUGGUGAUGCUGAGGAAGAAGCAGUACACCUCCAUCCAUCAUGGAGUCAUCGAGGUGGAUGCGGCUGUCACCCCCGAGGAGCGCCACCUGUCGAAGAUGCAGCAGAAUGGCUAUGAGAACCCGACCUACAAGUUCUUUGAACAGAUCCAGAACUGAGGGAAACAUCUCAUCUCCACUCACACACACAACACAAAACUAACAUCUCAUUCCACACAUCAAGCACCCCCUCCCUCCCUAAAGUAGUCUCCAGGGCAGAGUGCGGCAUAGAGCUCAGCAGCAACUGAUGCUUCCGGAGCAAAAGUAGCCAGGUCUUCUUUCAUUCAUGCUGGGGCGGCCACUGUGGUGGAGCCAGUUUGCACCGUUUGUUUACUUUGUUGGAGCGAGACACCUUUUUUGAUUAGGGAGCGUUUUUAUAUGUUGCUCCGUCUGGGCCUGCUGAUUGUACCGGAAUGGCCCCGCCCAGUGCUCAUAAAUAAAUACCCAGCCCUCCAUAAAUGAAAGAAGCUCGUUACGUCUGAUCCGGGGGGGCCAACAACGCCUUGUUGUUUUUUUUCUUGGCUUGCAACAAUUUUAGAGGCGUAUAGGAGAAUCUGGUCGUGUUUGCAUGGCUCCCUAUGUCUCACGUACACCAUUUUUUAUGAUAUUUUUCCGACAUGAAGCCCAGUUUUGUUUCUUUCCUGCACACUCGACACUUGAGAAGAAUUAACCCGCUCUCCAUUCCUCCAUUCUCCUUUUUCUUUGUGCAUUGUCAUGACAGCUGGGCUGCAUUAUGUCACACAUGAACUUGCUGAUGACGACACUAGUAAUUAUGUAUUCCGAAUGAGAUGUUUUUAAUUUUCAAGUUUCAAUAUGCUUUCCACUUUUUUUCUUUUUUACAAAAAAAAACCUACAAAAAAACGAUGUAAAGUCCUUUUUUUAAACUUGCUUGUAAUGUACUGAAGUAAUGCUGAAGUCGUAGUUGUUCUAUGUAGUCGUGCAUGACAACGGGAUUCGGGAAGAGGAAAAAUAUACGCAAAAGAUCUUAACGCUGCUCUGGAGAAGCUCUCACUUAUAGAUUGUCCUUCUAGCAAGAUUGUACAUUUAGUAUCUUCUCGUGAUCACGUGAAAAAUAUACUGGAAAUCAAAUCUAGAUGAACGGGCUCUGAUAUCUUCAAACACACACUUAGAUCUGUGACGAUUUUUUUAUUUUUGUUUUAAGUGUGUAUUCUUUUUCCUGAGGCAGCAAGUGGGUGGCUUAUCUGUAUAUUUUCAUUUGAUAAAAUAUAUUGUGUUCAAGAUCCUUAUGAUUUGGGGUUCAUGUCAUUAUUUUUAUUACAGAGUGCUAGAGGUAUUGUAUGGGUGAUGGUUUGCAGGGAUCUAGAAAGGGAUGGAUUAGAAAUAUUUGUUUAGUCCUCGAGCAUUAAGCUGACAUUGUGUCCGAUUCCGCUUCUGCAAUUAUUUUACUGUCCUGCGAUAGAACAGGUGGAUCUCUGGUAGGGGGAAGAGGAGGAGAGUGAGUGACUUGCAGUCCUGGAUGGAUAGCCAGGCUUUUACACCAUCCAUCAUCCACUCUCCUCCAUCCUUUGCUUUUGUUUCUCUCCAGGCUGCUCACCUCCAUGCCAGCCAUGCACAUUCUACCUGUCGGGAGGAUGAGCACUGCUCUCUGUAUAUAUAUAUCAUGGCAAUGCCCCCCCCCCCCCAGGAUCAAACAUUGAUCCCCGUAUCUGACUGCAGUCACCUUGUAAGUAAAGCACCCAACUCUUUCCUCGGGUGUGUUGCGUGUCGACACCACAAUGGAAAGAAGUCACCCUGUUCAACAUCUACAGUGUACUUGAUAUCUGUGAGUGUUCAGUUGGACUUUUGGGCAGCAUGUGGUUCUGCAGAGGUGCUCAGGAGAAGCCCAGCAGGGGGCAGUAGAGCAAUAGAAGCAAGGAUUUUCUUUCUGUUGGCUGCACUGGUUUGAUUGUCAAUUGUGUAACAUUCUGCUGGCCAUUUGCAUUUACCUGGGAAACGCUUUCUACACUGUAUUCCAUAAUAAAGUUUUGAAUGUAUCUACAGAUUCA